CAUUGCGGAAACCACCCAAAACUAACGUGAAACCCCACGUUUUAUUCUUCUUAUGAUUAAUCCUGAGAUACAUAACACAAUGGAAAUGACUUCUGGAUUGUUAGGCAAUGGGAUCCCAGAAGCGAUGGGACAAAACCGCGGGAACAUAAAACGUUGCCUCGAGAAGUACAUUGAGAAGGGCAGAAGGUUGUUGAAAUUGAACCAGUUGAUGGAUGAGAUGGAGAUUGUUAUCAAUGAUUUAGUCCAAAGAAAGCAAGUCAUGGAAGGUGAUCUUGGCAAGAUCUUAUGCUUCACUCAGGAGGCAGUGGUAAUACCUCCAAAUGUAGCAUUUGCGGUACGAGGAAACCCGGGAAAUUGGCAAUAUGUGAAGGUUAACUCUUCCGAUCUCUCCGUGGAGGCUCUAUCGAACACUCAAUAUCUCAAACUCAAAGAGUUUCUCUUUGAUGAGAACUGGGCUAAGGAUGACAAUGCAUUGGAGGUCGACUUUGGGGCGUUCGAUUUCACUCUGCCUCAGCUUUCGCUGUCGUCUUCAGUAGGGAACGGCCUGAGUUUUGUGUCCUCAAAGCUUGGCGGCCGUUUAAACGACAACCCGCAGUCUCUCGUGGACUACUUGUUGUCACUUGAGCAUCAAGGAGAGAACCUUAUGAUGAAUGAGACACUAAACACGGCAAGAAAGCUUGAGAUGAGUUUGAUUUUGGCUGAUGUUUUCCUAUCGGAGCUGCCUAAGGAAACACCUUUCCAAGCCUUCGAACUCAGGUUUAAGGAGUGGGGUUUCGAGAAAGGAUGGGGAGAAAACGCAGGAAAAGUAAAAGAGACAAUGAGGAUCUUGUCGGAGAUUCUUCAAGCCCCUGACCCCCGAAAUAUUGAUAGAUUCUUCGCCAGGAUUCCUAGAAUCUUCAACGUUGUCAUCUUCUCGAUUCAUGGCUAUUUUGGUCAAAACGAUGUUCUUGGUUUGCCUGAUACUGGUGGUCAGGUCGUUUACAUUCUUGACCAAGUCAAGGCCCUUGAAGAUGAAUUGCUUCAUAGAAUCAACUCUCAAGGCCUAAAUUUCAAACCUCAGAUUCUUGUUGUGACAAGAUUAAUCCCCGACGCCAAGGAUACUAAAUGUAACCAAGAAUUAGAACCCAUCACUGGUACCAAACAUUCAAAUAUUCUUCGAAUUCCAUUUGUAACAGAGAAUGGAAUUUUACGUCGUUGGGUAUCUCGCUUUGAUAUCUACCCUUACCUAGAGAAAUUCACCAAGGAUGCAACAACAAAAAUCUUGGAUAUUUUGGAGGGGAAACCUGACCUAGUUAUAGGAAACUAUACGGAUGGAAACUUGGUGGCAUCGCUGAUGGCAAAUAAGCUUGGAAUUACUCAGGCAACUAUUGCACAUGCCUUGGAGAAGACUAAAUACGAAGACUCGGACAACAAAUGGAAAGAGUUUGAUCCUAAAUAUCAUUUUUCAUCUCAAUUCACGGCGGACUUAAUCUCUAUGAACUCUGCCGAUUUCAUCAUAGCUAGCACUUAUCAAGAGAUUGCUGGAAGCAAAGAAAGAGCGGGACAAUACGAGAGCCACAUGAGCUUCACACUCCGGGACUAUACAGAGUUGUCUCCGGCAUCAAUGUCUUUGAUCCGAGGUUCAACAUUGCAGCUCCUGGCGCGGAUGACUCUAUAUACUUCCCUUUUACCUCACAAGACCGAAGAUUCACCAAGUUUCAUCCUUCCAUUGAAGAACUAUUGUAUAGCCAAAAUGAGAAUGAUGAACACAUUGGCUACUUGGUGGACAAGAAGAAACCGAUCAUCUUCUCAAUGGCAAGGCUAGAUGUUGUGAAAAACUUAACCGGAUUAACAGAGUGGUACGCCAAGAACAAGAGGCUACGAGAUUUAGUCAACCUUGUAAUCGUAGGAGGAUUCUUUGACCCUUCCAAGUCUAAAGACAGGGAAGAGAUCUCGGAGAUAAAGAAGAUGCACUCCCUGAUUGAGAAAUACCAACUCAAGGGUCAGUUUAGAU
This is a messenger RNA of Brassica napus (rape), 1993 nucleotides long. RefSeq names its product sucrose synthase 5-like. Bases 53 to 1804 code for a protein of 583 amino acids. Gene Ontology annotation, biological process: sucrose metabolic process. NCBI's taxonomy places the organism in Eukaryota, Viridiplantae, Streptophyta, Magnoliopsida, Brassicales, Brassicaceae. The transcript has 10 exons. Gene Ontology annotation, molecular function: sucrose synthase activity. The record is from RefSeq and is a predicted model, not a curated record.